Messenger RNA from Lindgomyces ingoldianus, 1760 nucleotides. Its product is annotated as Phosphomevalonate kinase. Gene Ontology annotation, cellular component: peroxisome. Gene Ontology annotation, molecular function: ATP binding; phosphomevalonate kinase activity. The transcript is spliced from 3 exons. Bases 363 to 1760 code for a protein of 465 amino acids. The record is from RefSeq and is a predicted model, not a curated record. NCBI's taxonomy places the organism in Eukaryota, Fungi, Ascomycota, Dothideomycetes, Pleosporales, Lindgomycetaceae. Gene Ontology annotation, biological process: ergosterol biosynthetic process; isopentenyl diphosphate biosynthetic process, mevalonate pathway.
CCUCGCGCGUGGACGAAAGAGGAUGUUGAGCUUCGAUGUCCUGCAAAGACAAGAUCCAGCUUCGAGAGGUCGUCCGUGGUCUCCCCGCAAGUGCAAAUGCCAGCCACGACCUCCGCACCCAAGGUUUCCCAUGCCGGCGCUGGGUCCCUCGGAAAGCGUAGGAGUUGUCGGAGUACAUCUGGUCACGAGCGAGCGCAAGCUCUUCGUGCACUCUUGGACUUCCAAUUUGGACUUCCAAUCCCAAACCCCCCGCGAACUGACCCGCCGUUCCAGCGGCCUCGCCGAACUGCACCAGUAGUUUGCCUACGAAGAUCUCCUUCAUAGCGUCGCUUUAAGCCUAACAAACCCAUCACUACCUCAAGAUGACUUCUCUGCACGCUCUCUCACCCAAGGCAGUAUCGGCACCCGGCAAGGUCUUCUUGGCGGGGGGCUACCUCGUGCUUGACCGCAAGUACACCGCUCUGGUAUUCGGCCUCGACGCCCGCAUCCACGUCUGCAUUGAGCCAAUUCGCACCAACAGCGGCGUCACUUUGUCUGAGAUUAUCGUGCGCUCGCCACAGUUCAAAGAAGCUACCUGGGAAUAUGGAUAUCGCUUGACCGAGCACGAUGGGGGAAUUGGCGUCACUCAGUUGCGGGCCUCCCACGACCUCCCCCUAACCCGGAACCCCUUCAUCGAAACGACGCUCACCUACGCCCUAACCUACAUAUCCUCCAACCUCCCACACCACCUGAUCCGCCCCUCUUCAAUCAGUAUCGUCGCUUCCUCCUCCUACUAUUCCAACCGCGGCACAGCCCCCAGUCCAACCUCGAAAUUCCAGGCCUUCAACAUCCCACUCCAUUCCGCGCACAAAACUGGGCUCGGAAGCUCCGCAGCACUCGUAACUAGCUUCACGGCGGCGCUGCUGACGUAUUACUUGCCCAAAGAGGUGUUCGAUUUGGAGAAUGAAGAAAGUCUCCGGAUUCUGCAUAACUUGAGUCAAGCCUCGCACUGCGCGGCCCAAGGAAAAGUCGGAUCAGGCUUCGACAUCGCAUCUGCUGUCUACGGCUCGUGUCUAUACCGGCGCUUCUCACCGUCCGUGCUGUCCUCUGCCCCCGAUCCCGGCUCCCCGGCCUUUGCUACAGAACUCAAGUCGCUCGUCGAAGAUGCAAGCCGCUGGGACACGCAAAUCCAGAAAUCGGCCAUCAGGAUGCCGCAGGGCUUGCGGCUACUGAUGUGCGAUGUAGACUGCGGGAGCGAGACGCCGGGUAUGGUGAAAAAGGUUUUGGCCUGGCGGGAGGAGAAUCCCGAGACCGCGGAGGCGAUUUGGGAUGAGCUACAGGCGGGGAAUGAGGCGCUAGCGGCGGAACUGACGAGACUGGCGACCGCGGAUGUGCAGAAUGGGGAUGUAGCAGAGAAGUAUGCGAGGCUGAGGGAGAUUGUGAAGGCGAAUAGGAGUCUGAUUCGCAAGAUGAGUGUCGAGUCUGGCGUUCCCAUCGAGCCUCCUCAGCAAACUGCCUUACUAGACGCAUGCUCAGGAGUUCCUGGCGUGAUUGGCGGUGUGGUCCCUGGUGCUGGUGGGUACGAUGCCAUCGUCGUGCUAAUCGAAGACAAAGAAUCCGUUAUCAACGGACUGAAGAAGCUCCUGGCCGGCUGGAAAGUCGACUCCAGUGCUGACGAUGGAGUCAAGAUUGGGAAAGUCGGGGUUCUAGGGGUGAGAGAGGAGAUGGUUGGCGUGAGGGUACAGGAUCCUGCGGAUUACAAGGAGUGGAUAGAUGUCUAG